Messenger RNA from Galendromus occidentalis (western predatory mite), 966 nucleotides. RefSeq lists its product as uncharacterized. The record is from RefSeq and is a predicted model, not a curated record. The coding region runs from base 271 to 645 and encodes 124 amino acids. Lineage: Eukaryota; Metazoa; Arthropoda; Arachnida; Mesostigmata; Phytoseiidae. The transcript has 4 exons.
AGCUCUUCCCCUCUUGGACUGUUGCGUUAUCUUCCACAGGCUUCCCGCUCCCACUUCCCCCGCAACACCGGAGGCCCCGCUCUUUCGGAUUCGGAGGAGGGCUUCAGUGUUGUUCCCCACCACAAGAGACAAGCUCGACUUGCGAGCGACCAUGUUCCCUUGAGUGUUCAGAGUAUCGGCACGCGCAGCGAACACAAUUGUAAACUGUGAUUCCGAAGUGCCAUGUGAAAAGGCCUAUCGUUCGCUUCGGCGAGCCCAACAAUCGAGGACAUGUCCCCAAUGGUGGCGAUGGUUUUCACCAUUAUUGGAGUCGUACUAGCCGUAGCCGCAUACCUCUGCAAAAGAAUUCAACGAGUCAAGCGGGCCAGGCGCAAUGGCUGGAAGUAUUCGCGAGUACCCACACAAGGCGGUGCACCUGCAAUCGGAACGGUUCCAAACAAUUCCAGUACACCCGGCUUCCAGCCCGCACCGCAGUCCGAAACGGACUGCCUCGUCAGAGCAUCGUCCUCCGACGAAUCGUCCUCAGAGGCCUCCACAGAUCAACCUGCAACUAUUCAGGUCGAGACCGAGAUGAUGAACAAGACGGGUCCCAAGAACAGCCGGAAGUUCGUCGAGCAGGAGACCGACGAGGAGUUAUUGCAGUAAAAAUGUACAAGCAACGUCAAGCUCCUUCCCGUUAAUGUCUGUCAUCUUCGCCCAAGGCUUCAAUGAGCUCCCGGCACUCGAACGGAAGUGUUCUGUCUUCGCCGGGGGCAUCUGACUCCACUCCUCGGCUUGAAUUGACGGGAGGGGUUUGUAGCAUGAGCACAGGUCGCGAACGAAAAACUCCGAUAUAAUCGAUGACAAUCGGUUUCAGGCUGUGGAGAGGCAGUCUCCGAGAUUUUUCAGAAUCAUCUUUCAGUCCCGAUCACUGUCAGCAGCGUCGGUAUCGCCUCGGGGACACGGAGGUCUCAUAUCACGUCUGCG